CUCUUCCGGCGCUCACUCGGCAGCUGGCUCCGGUACAGCUCCUCCCUUCUGUGUGGUGGCUUCUCCGACCCAAAGAUCCUGGACGUGAACAGUUUCGCUGAGGAGCACUUUUCUCCCCCCACCCCCACCGACCCUGGACCCCCCCACUAAAGCAUCCAGACGGACUAUCGAGGCGUCACUUUCGUCCACACCGACCUGAGUGAAAGAGUUUGGUGUAAUCAGGUCUCCGCUCGUCCUUCACCCACCCGGAUCUCUGUCUGCGAUGGAGACUCGGGCUGGCUCGUGCCCAGGCUCGCGCCUCGUGUCUCUGGGUAUCUGGGUGCUGAUCGCCGCGCACACCCUGCCAACAGCCAGAGCGGAGAUCAGCUGCGUCUCCUGCCCGUUGCCUGUUCAGCUUAACCGGGAGGAGAUGCAGCCGGGAGCGCGCGACCUAAGGAGCAUCCGACUUGAGUUCAGGGAGCUCGGGAUUACCGAUCAGGACCUCGGGACGGACAGGGAACACAGUGAGGGUGUUUCUAGGGAGGACGCUCUGCAGUUCCAUCGCAGUUUAGAUGAAGUUCCGCUCGGGGACACACCAGAAGACCCCGCGCUCCGGAGAGCCAAAAGAAGCGAGUUUGACGACUUAAGCAACGGCGGGUGGACCGGUGCCGCUGGCGUGGAUGCAGGCGCGCCGGAGGACCGGGGCUCUAACGGGCAGAGGUCUGGAAGGUCCGAGUACAGGUGGAACAAGGACGACGGGAGAGGGAAUAACCGGCAGGACGAGCCCAAACUGAGCAGCAGCACCUUCUCUCUGACGGGGGACUCCGCGCACAACCACGCGGUGGUUUACUGGUCCGGACGGAACAGCAGCGUGAUCCUGAUCCUCACUAAACUGUACGACUUUCACAUGGGCAGCGUCACAGAGAGCACGCUUUGGAGAUCGACUGACUACGGAUCCACCUAUGAGAGGAUGAACGAUAAAGUUGGAACCAAGACCCUCCUCAGUUAUUUAUACGUGUGUCCAUCCAAUCGCUCUCAGAUUAUGGUGCUGACAGAUCCGGAGUUUGAAAGCAGCGUGCUCAUCAGCACUGACGAGGGUGCCAGUUACCAGAAGUACCGCCUCUCCUUCUUCAUCCUCAGUCUGUUAUUCCACCCGAUGGAGGAGGACUGGGCCUUAGCUUACAGCCACGACCAGAAGCUGUACAGCUCAGUAGACUUUGGGAGAAAAUGGCAGCUCAUCCACGAACACGUCACCCCGAACAGAUUCUACUGGUCGGUGGCAGGACUGGACAAAGAACCCGACCUGAUCCACAUGGAGGCGCACACGCCAGAUGGAAAUGUGCAGUAUGUCACAUGCAGAGCUCAGACGUGCACGGAAGCUAACAGGAACUACCCGUUCCCGGGAUACAUCGACAUCAGCUCUCUGGUGGUUCAGGACGACUACAUCUUCAUACAGGUUCCUACUUCAGGACGGGCGACCUAUUACGUGUCGUACAAGAGAGACUCAUUUAUUCAAAUCAAACUGCCCAAAUAUUCCCUGCCGAAGGAUUUACACAUCGUCAGCUCGGACGAGAAGCAGGUAUUCGCAGCGGUGCAGGAGUGGAACCAGAACGACACCUACAACCUCUACCUGUCCGACACCAGAGGGAUCUUCUUUACCUUGGCCAUGGAGAAUGUCAAAACCACCAGAGGCAUCGGUGGAAACCAGAUGCUGGACCUGUAUGAGGUGGCCGGAAUCAAAGGGAUGCUAAUCGCUAACAAGAGGCAGGACAACCAGGUGAAGACCUACAUCACAUACAACAAAGGCCGGGACUGGAGGCUCCUGCAGGCUCCCGCCACCGACCUCGACGGGAACGACAUUCACUGCAUCCUGCCUUUUUGUUCCCUUCAUCUGCAACUGCACGGCUCCGAGAAUCCUUACGUGUCUGGAGCGAUCUCCAGUAAGAGCUCAGUGCCUGGUAUCAUCGUCGCUACAGGAAAUAUCGGACCGGAGCUCUCCUACAACAACGUCGGCAUGUUCAUCACAUCAGACGCAGGAAACAGCUGGAGGCCGAUUUUUGAAGAGGAGCACAACAUCUGGUUCUUGGACAAAGGCGGAGCUCUUGUUGCUGUGAAGCAGCCGUCUGUUUCAACCAGACAUCUGUGGGUCAGCUUUGACGAGGGGAGGCAGUGGACCCAGCACAGUUUCUCCUCCGUGCCGUUGUUCGUGGACGGAGUUCUGGUGGAGGCUGGAGCUCAAAACCAAAUUAUGACCUUUUUUGGGCACUUCAGUCACCGCUCUGAGUGGCAGCUCAUCAAGAUAGACUACAAGUCCAUCUUCAGCAGGAAGUGCACGGAGGAGGACUACCAAACAUGGCACUUGCACAACCAGGGCGAGCCGUGUGUGAUGGGUCAAAAGCAGAUUUUCAUGAAACGCAGGCCAGGAAACUACUGCAUGCUGGGAAAGGACUACUCCAGAAUCCUCUCAGCUGAGUCCUGCAUUUGCCGAGCUCAUGACUUUGAGUGCGAUUACGGCUACGAGAGGCGCAGCGAUGGAAACUGCCGAGCGUCCUUCUGGUUCAACCCCUCCACCGUGUCCAGAAGCUGCAGCCAGGGUCAGAACUACUUCAACAGCACAGGGUACCGUAAAGUGGUGUUGAACAACUGCACUAAAGGAGUUAAAGACAUGUACAGCGCCAGAAAGCAGCAGUGUCCCAACAGACCUCCGAAAGGACUCGUGCUGACUAGCAAAGACGGGAAGCUCACCGCCAGCAUGGGCAGUAACGUCACCUUCCUCGUGCGUCUGGAUGAGGGCGACUCCAUGCGGACCAACAUCCAGCUGGAAUUCGGCGAUGGCACGGCCGUCUCGUACUCCAACCUGAGCUGGACCGAGGAGGGAAUCAAACACAUCUACAAGUCCGCAGGAAUAUUUCGUGUCACGGCGCUGGCAGAGAACACACUGGGCUAUGACACUACCACGCUGUUCCUGCAUGUCACCUGUCCGGUGGAGCACGUCCAGCUUCUCGCUCCCUUUGUGAUCAUUAGAAACAAGGAGGUGAACAUCAGCGCGGUGGUCCUUCCCAGCCAAUCACGCACCGUCACCUACUUCUGGUGGCUUGGCAACAACACAGAGCCGGUGAUAACGCUGGAUGGGAGCAUUUCACACACCUUCACGAGCGAGGGCGUUCACACCAUCACCGUCCAAGUGUCCGCCGGCAGCAGCAUCCUGCAGGAUACCAGGAGCCUGGUGGUGAAGGAAUUCUUCAAAUCUCUACUUUUAUCUUUCUCCCCGAAUCUGGACGAGUUCAACCCCGACAUUCCCGAGUGGAGGCAGGAUGUGGGGAGAGUAAUUAAGAAGGCUCUUCUUCGAGUGUCCGACUUCCCCGAGGAGCACCUUCUGGUCGCCGUGUUUCCAGGAGUUCCAACAGCUGCAGAGCUCUUCCUGGUACCCAACAAGAACCAAUCAGAUGACAGGAAAAAGUGUGAGGAAGAGCUGGAGAAGGCCUCCAGCGUCAUCGUGACGGCCCUGAACCAGAACCUGGUGGAGUUUGAGCUGAAACCCGGAGUCAGAGUCAUUGUGUAUAACACACAGUUAACACUGGCGCCGCUGGUGGACUCCAGCCCCAGACACAGCAGCUCGGCGAUGCUCAUGCUCCUCUCCGUGGUGUUCCUGGGCCUGGCCGUCUUCCUGAUCUACAAAUUUAAAAGAAAAAUCCCUUGGAUCAACAUUUACGCUGAAGUGAACCAGGAGAAGGAGCAGGAGAUGAUUGGCUCGGUGGGUCAGAGCGACAGCACGCCGAAAAUCACUCUGAGCGAGUUCACCACAUCCAAAGAACUCAUGGAGAAGGAGCUGGAUGCCAGGGUCAAGAGAGGAGUCGGGAACGCCUGCGAGAGCACAAGGGAGAUUCCUAACUGUACUAGCGUGUAGAGGCGUCAGGGCCAAGUGUGACGGUUGAUCGGGGUCUUCUCUGUCUCUCUCUCUCUCCGUUUUGUAUUUACAAACACAACUGAUGUUAAUAGUUUUCUAAAAGACCUGGUUUCUACAGACUGGCGUGGACGUUUGUGUCGACGACGUCUGCAGCAGCAUUUUCCUCGAGUUCUCUGUAAUUACUGACGAAGCAGUUCCGGUUCUGUGGAUGUAAAAGCUGCUUUCAUUCGCUGAGGGAAGAGUUCUGUAAGUUCCUGAGAAGUUUGCUUUGAAAAUCAUUUCUGCCUACAUGUAGACAAUAACGCCUGAGUCUUCAAACAGGGAAUAUUAUCAAAUGUAUUAUAUUAUCUUUCAUUCAGUUAAUUGUAAAUAUUCUUCCUUUCUACAUGCUUGUAGUCUCAGAGCCACGGCGCCGGGGUCGGAUCCGGUGUGUUUUUGGAAGUGUGUUAAAAAGUGAGGCAAUGGCAAACGUUUGCUUUGCUGAGCUCUAUGACGUGCAUGUUGUUACCGAGGACAGUUUCUGUGUUGUAGAUAAGCAAGUGUUGUAAAUAGUCCUUUUCUAAAUAUUCGUCCAAAUGAGUCCUGUCAGUUCUGCCCCGGUUCUGUUUAGCUUACCAAGGAGCGUUAGAGGCGCGAUGGAGGGGAGAGAAAAAAUAAAAAACAGGGACAUGUGGUGAAGAAUAAAGUCAAAGAGAGGAAAUGCUCCAAAAUAAAGGCAAUAACAUCCACACAAAACAUUCUAAUGAAAUAUGAGCUAUUUUAAAGGUGCAAAAUGUAAGAAUGAAGUAAGAGUGACAUCUUGUGGUCAAACAUGGGUACUGCAGUCCACUUUUCUAAACAAAAAGUCAGCAUCUCGCUACCAUUCCAUGAGUUCCAUGGCUGUUGCCAGUUAUGGAUCAGCACCAGUAAGUUGAUAACUAAAUAAAGACGUUGUUGUAGCUGGUGUUUGCACUCUAAAGCCUGAUUUAUGCUUCUCCGUCAGCUCCGCAAGGGACAGACACGCACGGAUUGACGGAAGCGUUUUGCUCUCAUACUUCUCCGUCUCCUGGAGAGUGUUGCAAAGCAAUUGCCCGGCAGGACCACAGAGGGCGUAGCGCUGUUCUGUGGUAUCCUGUCAUGUAUCGGUCCAAGAUCGUGUGUUUAUAUUGUGUUUUUGUGUAUAUAAGAGACUUUUAACACGGACAUAUUUGUCUCUCAUUCUCCUCCAUCUAUUCAUGCGCUCCCCACCUCUAAACCUACGUUUCCUAUCAUUUCCGUCCACAAAUAAAACUCUUUCUGUGCAUCUUUUCACUCCUCCAGUCACGGGAGGAUGAAACGUUCAUAUUUUUAGAGUUUUUUCGCGAGGUAUUCUUCAAGCUUCUCCGUGUCUGCCACUAGUUAUCCUCGGCUCUCUUUGCAAUGGCGGCGCUGUAAACAACAGCGGCGUCCUGACCAAUCACAAGCUUGCGUAAUCCGUCUCGUUCGACGGAUGUUUAAAAAAGUGGGCUCGACUCCGUACGUACUUGCGUGCCUGCCGGAGCCCUACGCAAGGACGGAUAAUGGCGUUGCGUGUCUCCGCACUGACGCAGACGGAGAAGCAUAAAUCAGGCUUAACAUGCUUCAUGGUAGGGAGUACGUUCUACACUUAUUACGGUUCUAUGCUAUUUUUGGGGUUUUCCAUUAUGCUGCUAGCUUGCUGAGCCGACUAUUUGCUUCUGAUUCACCAUUAGCAUUGUUAUCUCAAAGUUAGCCUCUAAUGAUAUUAGAGUAAAACAAAAAGAUGCUGUUGCUUCUUAUGGGUACAAGACAUAACUUCUGGGUCACUCCUGUUUACUGGCUUUAGCUUUUUAAACAAGUCUGGAGCUUUUUCCCUGUCAUUUCACAGUAAAAUUCUUACAUUUUGCUCCUGUAAAUCUAUCUGUUGUUCGGCUAUUUCCUUAGCAGCGUCCACAUCAGAACUUACGACUUCCUUUAGUCCUCCACAAUAAGAGUUUCUAAUUACAUAAUUGAAUCUGAAUCUUAAAGUAGUUUAUCAUCAGAAACCGGAUGUAUUACCUAUUUAAUGAGCUGCAUGUUUGAGACUCUUACUGUGAAGGAUUCAAGGAAGUUCCGAGAUCUUCUGUAAAUGCUGACCUGGAGAUAGCUCCGGAUAUGAAUACUGACACUACUGUGUCGACUGUUUUCCCAGAUUUUCAGGUGUUCUUGUUUUUUUGUUGGUUUCUUUUUAGUUUUGUUUGAUGCGACUCCUCCAUCUGAGCCUCUUCCAUUACUGACGGGUGAAAAUGAGAAGAGAUAAACUAUUCAGAGAUCAGACUAGAAUGACACGAAUAGGACCAAUAUGAGAACGAUCAUGUUUAUAUUAAUAUAUUUUCAGUAGAAAUGUUCUCUAGAUAACCAGACAGACGAGACGACCUUUGAACCUAACCUUAACAGCUACUGAAAUCAUCGCAUUACGUUUUGCCUCUGAAGGUUCUGAUCCAAACUCGGAGCGAUAGACGGAAAUGCGUGGCAACUGGUUCAAAGUCUUCACACGACAAAUCCAACCCAUCACAGAAGAAUGUAGACAUUUAAAGUUAUUGUUUUGGUUGUUUUGCGCCAUCCGUGUUUAUCCUCGAAUAUAAGCUUACUGUUGGAUUCUGACAGUUGGUGCAUUUUUACGUGCAUGUAAUGUGCAGGUAAUAUGUUGUUUUUGCCGUCAUUUUUAUUUACACAGGAAUACCGUAAUGCAUCGCUAAUCCAAAGGACAAAUGAUGGGCAGCAACCCAGACUGCAGGUUACAGUUUGUCCUGUUAAAAUACAUUUCACCAGUUUAUAUUUUCAAAACCUCAAGUAAUAAAUGAAAAGUGUUUAAUACAAAAUCACACAGAAAAUAUACGGGAGCAAGAAAAAUGCAAUGACUGUCGUGUUAGCGUUUUUAAAAGCCUGUAAUUAGUGUAGAGAGAAAAUGAGCUGAGAGGCAACAUUUUACUGGUGAUUUUUCUAAAAAUAAUAAAGAUGCAUUUAAUGCGUCUGAAAUUAAAUCGCUACAUUCCUGCUCCUUAUUUAUUUAUUUAAGAAGAAUGCCCACUUUUAUUAUUUCUGGAACAUUCUCGUAAUAUUCAGUAAAUGUGAUUAUUUGGGAGUUUUCAGGGUUUUCAGUGUUUUAUGUUUAAGCUGUGACGAACCAGCAUUAAGCUCAGAGAGGAUUUACUGGAUGUUGCUUUGCUUUGAAAUCCUGUUUUAUUAUUUUAAAUGGAACAAUUCAUACAUCUACAUGUAAACGUGUUUCCGUUCUCCAGAGAAAACCAAACAGAAGCAGGUAUCUCACUAUGUUGUGACUGUUGGCGACAUUCCCAAAUUAGUUAACAAAAUGUCUCAAAUUGGAUUCUCAAAUUCCUUCAGAAAACUCAAGGAGUCUCUGGAAUUUUACAGUUACUGGAAAACAAUGUUGUGGGGUGUCUGGAUCCCAGUUUAGUUUCCUGACUGCGUCACAAAUCUACGGACGUCUUUGGGAGGGUUUGGAGACAAAAGACGGACUAGAAUGAGACGUACUUCAGACAGAUUUUCAAUAAAUAGAAAAGAAAAAAGCAUAACUCUGUGUGACCAGGCCUUUAAAUGGUUGUUACCAAAGUAUUCAAAUGCAUUUGGAGAUUCCAAUGGAAAAUGUAUUUAUUGAUUCAUUUAUUUUUAUGUCACCAACAAUCUCAGCCCAGCCAUGUUUGUUUGUUUUUCUGGGUGCGCUAUGCUUUAGUUUGUUGCAGUCUGCACCUUUACCACUAGGUGUCAUUAAAGCCUUUAUCCUGCUUUUCAAGCACAAAACAACUGCAUUUAUUUACCUUAAACUAUAAAAACCUUUUAAUCUUCAUUUUUAUUUGUGAACCUCCUGAUAAAAAUCAUUCUUUCUUCCUAUCUGACUCCUGUUCUAGUUGUUAGAGUUUCCUCAAAAACAAAUUAGUCCCCAAAAUCUGACUGGAGACAUUUGGUGUUGAGUCAGGAUGCUCCAAACGGAGCAGAGCAGUGGGUUUGAUGUCAUUAACGCAGUCCUCCUGCUGCCUGAGCCUCCAUUUACAACCAAACACUCCGCUCUCGGCUCUGCGGGUCAUUUGCAGAGAGCCAGAAUUGUUUUCCCAGUAUGCAACUUCCCACCAGCACCGCGUUUCCCAGCUCUACAUACGCCAAGUGGCCUUGAAUUGACUCGCGUCGGCUUCCCGUAGCCAGCUCGACAGUAAUGAGAGGAAGAGCUGUACAGCUAAGGCGUGCACAGCUUUCCCACAAUGCUGGGCUCAAGUAAACAUUUGUUGCGGAAGACGUGAGAUGGGAAAGGGAGCUGCUCACAAAGGUAGAGGCUGUCACAUCACAUAUGCAUCACCAGGAGCAGAGCUCUCAUCUCAGACCAAACAGCCGAGGCAGUCCUGGUUUCUGCACACACAACACUCUGAGCAGAGAUUAUUUCCAUCGUCUCCGUAUUCGUGUCAGAGCCAGGGUUAUUUGUUUGGCUGGGUUUCGUUCUGGUGGCAGCUUUGAUCCGACUGAAUUUCGAUCAUCAAAAUAAAAUAAAGAAAAUCGCAAAAAGAAGAAUCUCAAAAUGUUUUGGCAUCUUAGUUUCAGAUGUCAGUGUUUUUUUUAGUUUUUUUCUUCUUUCUUUGCUCUCUGACCCGUUGAAUGUGGAAAAAAAAAAUCUGACAAAUUGACUGAAAUUGAGCUUUACGUAAAAAGUAAAGAUACAAACUACGUGUUAUCUGUGAAGACUCAUGCCCACAGCUUUGAUCACUGGAAACUUCUCCUCUCAGAUACAUGAAAUGCCACUUGAUAGAUGAUCUCUGGAGAAAUCCAACAGAAGAGAUCUGCUGCUCUAAAGAUUUAUUCAGAAGGCAAAAGCAUUGUGAUGUUCUUCAGUGCACAACAAGCUAUGAUGCAUGCAUCAUCAGUGAUGUUCUGUUUCAUCGUUAUUUUAAUAUUUCUAUGGUAAGGAAACUGUCAUUUUGAAAUUGUUUCAAAUAAAUGUAUUUUUGUACAUCA
Molecule: messenger RNA, 8863 nt
Organism: Nothobranchius furzeri (turquoise killifish)
Lineage: Eukaryota; Metazoa; Chordata; Actinopteri; Cyprinodontiformes; Nothobranchiidae
Source: RefSeq, a predicted model, not a curated record